This is a messenger RNA of Colletotrichum navitas, 2070 nucleotides long. Its product is annotated as general substrate transporter. Gene Ontology annotation, biological process: transmembrane transport; carbohydrate transport. The record is from RefSeq and is a predicted model, not a curated record. Lineage: Eukaryota; Fungi; Ascomycota; Sordariomycetes; Glomerellales; Glomerellaceae. The coding region runs from base 144 to 1724 and encodes 526 amino acids. The transcript has 5 exons. Gene Ontology annotation, molecular function: carbohydrate:proton symporter activity. Gene Ontology annotation, cellular component: membrane.
CUUUUAUUGACGAUUGGGACCCUUGGUUUCCAGAAUUUUUCUCCCCUUUGCAUAUUUUCCAACCUCUGACUCAACACGCACGCACGCGCACUGAGCCUGCUCUUACCACCCGCCAUAUCUGUGAGCCGCCAUACCGAACGGCCAUGGGCAUUCUCACAGUUGUUGAAGAGAGGCCGACGCCGCCAUCGGUCUACAACUGGCGCAUAUACGCUCUGGCAUGCAUCGCCUCUUGCGGAUCUUGCAUGAUUGGUUACACAAGUGCCUUCAUCGGAACGACUGUUGCACUUGACUCGUUCAAGAGGGAGUUUGGUAUUGACAAGCUGUCAACUGCGGAACGAAACUUGAUCAGCGAGAAUAUCGUAUCUCUAUUCGUGGCUGGGGCCUUCUUUGGUGCCUUGCUUACCUACUGUCUCAGCUACUCCAUAGGACGCAAGUGGUGCUUAGCGAUCGGAGCUACCACCUUCUCCUUGGGGGCUGGCCUAACAUGCGGCGCCAGUAGUGACCUGGGGCUUGGUAUUCUUUACGCUGGACGCGUAUUCUCGGGCUUGGGAACCGGAGUGGCUUCUAACAUCAUUCCCAUCUACAUUUCAGAGUUGUCGCCACCAGCAAUUCGCGGUCGCCUCGUUGGUUUGUACGAACUGGGUUGGCAGAUAGGCGGAAUGGUCGGUUUCUGGAUCAACUAUGGUGUUCAAGCCCACGUAGCGCCGGGUCAUACGCAAUGGAUAAUACCUUUUGCUGUCCAGUUGAUCCCCUCCGGCCUCCUCCUGCUAGGCUCGAUGUGGAUCCGGGAGUCGCCUCGCUGGCUUUUCCAGAAGGAUCGCCGCAAAGAAGCCAGGGACAACUUGUGCUGGAUUCGUCAACUAGAACCAAGUGAUAUGUAUAUCCAAGAAGAGAUUGCCGCGAUCGACAAUAUCUACGAGAUGCAAAAGGCUACAGUUGGAACCGGCUUCUGGCAGCCUUUCCAAGCUUUGGCGGCUCGCCCAAAGCUGCAAUGGCGUUUGUUCAUAGGCUGCAUGCUGUUCUUCUGGCAAAACGGCAGCGGCAUCAACGCCAUCAAUUACUAUUCCCCGACUAUAUUCUCGAGUAUUGGCAUUGACCAUAACACAGUAAACCUGAUGACGGGAAUAUUCGGCGUUGUCAAGGCCAUUAUGACCUUCGUGUGGUUAUUGUUCCUCGUCGAUCAACUCGGAAGACGAAAACUGUUGCUCAUUGGUGCCGUCACUGGAUCAAUCUGCAUGUGGGUCAUUGGUGCCUAUGUCUGUAUUGUCGAACCGACGAAGAAUCCUCAGGAUCACUUGAGUGGUAGUGGUUACGCCGCCAUUGUUUUCUUCUAUCUCUGGACGGCAGUCUACACGCCGACAUGGAACGGCACUCCCUGGGUCUUGAACUCAGAAUUCUUCGACCCAAACUUCCGGUCUCUCGCCGGUGGCGCGACAACAGCCAGUAACUGGCUAUUUAACUUCCUCGUUUCAAGAUUUACUGAGCAAAUGUUUGCGGCCAUGGGCUAUGGCGUUUAUUUCUUCUUUGCGGCUUUAUCGUUUCUCGCCUUCUUCUUUGCUUUCUUCCUCAUCCCUGAGACCAGCGGCGUUCCGCUUGAAAAGAUCGAUAGACUGUUCGAGAUCAAGCCAGUUUGGAGGGCAAAUGAAACGUUGAUAUCGCAGCUCAUACAAGAGGAGGAGCAGUUUCGUACCGAAGUCAAGAACGAUACUACUCACAAAGAGUAAUCUGCAGAGUCAGAACGGACGAGGAUUACCACAGGGGGCUGCGCCGAGGGGAACCAUGGUAUAGACUUUUUUCAAACGAAGAAACAUCGACACGGAGUUAUUAUACAGGAACAUAGACUUCGCAUUGAGCGGCGUUGUUUCAAGAGGGGGCUGAUUUCUCGAGGUAAAGACGGUAUAUAUGUCCUUGAUACUCAUGUUUCAAUCGCUGGCACUGUUACAUAAGCACAAGCACCUACAAAGCUGCAGAGAGCUGAAUUGUUUUAUGGCUUCGUUGGUGACCAAUUUGUCUGCUGUCCCUUUGAAUUAGAGGUCUAGGCUGCACUAACUUUCAUGAAGUGAGUUACGG